Molecule: messenger RNA, 2684 nt
Organism: Strongylocentrotus purpuratus (purple sea urchin)
Lineage: Eukaryota; Metazoa; Echinodermata; Echinoidea; Camarodonta; Strongylocentrotidae
Gene: dis3
Product: exosome complex exonuclease RRP44
Exons: 19
Coding region: 127-2667 (846 amino acids)
Biological process (GO): rRNA catabolic process
Cellular component (GO): cytoplasmic exosome (RNase complex); nuclear exosome (RNase complex)
Molecular function (GO): RNA binding; 3'-5'-RNA exonuclease activity; endonuclease activity
Source: RefSeq, a predicted model, not a curated record
ACCAUCAUGAAGAAAAUAUUGUAAACACGUACAAAACGCGUGCUGCUGUUGUGGGUUAACGAUCAGUGGACAAAUAAACUCUAAUUUACAUCUCUCAAAUCAUUACUUUUAUUGAAUAAACCAAUCAUGUUGACCUCCAGGAGUUUUGUCAAGAAAACCCGGAAAGGGGGAGUUAUGAAGGUGGUGAGAGAGCACUAUCUGAGAGACGACAUCUGGUGUGGGUCUGCAGCUUGUACAAAGUGCCCGAUCGACAAACCCGUUUUGGAGAAGGAGCCUGUGCCUGAAGUGGAAAACACAUUGUGCAGUUACCCUCAUUAUCUCUUACUUGACACGAAUGUAGUUUUACAUCAGGUGGAUAUACUUGAAGACAAAGCAAUUAAAAAUGUCAUUCUCCUGCAAACAGUCCAGAAGGAGGUCAAACACAGGAGUUUGCCUUCCUACAAAAGGAUACGAGACCUCAUUGCAAAUGAAACAAAAAGGUUCUAUGUCUUUACCAACGAACAUCAUAGAGAUACAUACAUUGAGAUCGAACCCAAGGAGUCUCCAAAUGACUUCAAUGACAGAGCCAUUAGGAAGAGCCUUGCUUGGUAUGAUGAACAUUUCAAAGAUACUCCUAUCAAGAUCGUUCUGCUAACCAACGAUAUCGAUAACAGGGAGAAGGCAAGGAAUGAGGGUCGCGUUGCAUACACAGUCAAUGAAUAUGUGAAAGCAAUGGAAGGCAGACCUGAGUUGAUGGACAGACUGGCACAGAUUGAAACCAAGGAGAGGGAACGGAAGGCAAACGAUAGUGAUAUCACAGCUCCAGGUGGCAGGAACGUCCUCUACCCAGAGCACCUCAGCUCCUAUGAGAUCAACGCUGGCAUUAAGCAGGGCAGAUACAAGAAGGGCACCUUCAAAGCUAGCAGAGAGAACUUUAGAGAAGGCUACGUCAGUGUACAAGGGAUGGAGAAAAUGGUCUUCAUCAAAGGGCUAGCCAAUCAAAACCGAGCCGUACAAGGUGACAUUGUAGCAGUAGAAAUGUUUGCAGAGUCUCAAUGGACAGCCCCCUCUACAGUCAUCGCAGAAGACAAGGGAUCAAAAGAAGAUGUUCUAGAUGAGGAUACUGACAACUCACACAUUGGUCCCAAGAAGGGAGCCGUACCGACCUGUCGUAUCGUUGGGAUCAUCCAACGUAAUUGGCGGCCAUUCUGUGGCGUGAUCAUGCCUGCUGCAGUCAAAGGGGGCACCAAGCAUCUGUUCAUGGCAGCUGAACGACUCAUACCCAAGAUACGUAUCGAGACACAGCAGUAUGAGACGUUGGCGGGAAAUAGGAUAAUAGUCAGCAUAGACUCGUGGCCUAGAGACUCAAGAUAUCCUCUAGGUCACUUUGUGCGUAAUCUUGGGGCCAUUGGAGACAAAGACACUGAGAAUGAGGUGUUAUUAUUGGAACACGAUGUACCCCAUCUUCCUUUCUCUGAGGCUGUUCUAAGUUUCUUGCCAAAACUGCCAUGGACCAUCACAAAAGAGGACGAAACAGUGAGAGAGGACCUGAGGCAUGUAGACAUCUGCAGUGUAGAUCCUCCUGGCUGUACAGAUAUUGAUGAUGCUCUUCACUAUAAACCCUUGGAAAAUGGCAAUGCAGAGGUUGGUGUUCAUAUUGCUGAUGUGAGUCACUUCAUCAAGCCAGGUAAUGCAUUAGACACAGAAGCCUGUAGCAGAGGUACAACAGUAUAUUUGGUUGACAGAAGGAUAGACAUGGUACCGGACCUACUGAGUUCCAACCUGUGUUCUCUGAGGGGCGGUGUGGAGAGGUUUGCCUUCUCCACUCUCUGGGAGAUGACGCCUGAAGCUGAGAUUGUCAAUGUCAGGUUCACCAAGAGCAUCAUCAAAUCAAGGGCAGCGUACACGUACGAACAAGCACAGAACAAGAUCGAUGACAAAUCACAGAAUGAUGCUCUUGCAAUCGGUCUAAGAGGACUCCUUAAGAUGGCCAAGAUUCUCAAGCAAAAGAGAACUGAUAAUGGAGCUCUGACGUUAGCAUCAUCUGAGAUCCGUUUCAGCAUGGACAGUGAGACCCAUGAUCCUAUUGAAGUAGAGAGGAAAGUCAUGAGGGAAACCAACUCGAUGGUUGAGGAGUUCAUGUUGCUAGCCAACGUCUCUGUAGCUCAGAGGAUCAGACAGGAGUUUCCUCAGAGUGCAUGCCUCAGAAGGCAUCCUGUACCUCCGCUAUCAAACUUUGAACCUAUCAUCAAAGUGGCCCUCACAAGGGGCUUUGAACUUCAAGUGGACAGUGGUAAAGCACUUGCUGAUUCCCUGGACAAGGCCAAUAUUCCUUCCAUUCCAUUCUUCAACCAGUUACUGCGGAUGAUGACGACACGGUGCAUGACCCAAGCACUCUACUUCAGCAGUGGUAUGCUACCUGAGGAUGAGUACCUCCAUUUUGGCUUGGCCUCACCGAUCUACACUCACUUCACCUCUCCUAUUAGAAGGUACUCUGAUGUGAUCGUCCAUCGGAUGUUGGCCGUUGCUAUCUCUGCUGAUGCCUGCUUCCCAGAACUCCUGGAUAAGGCCAAAAUUCAGGAGAUCUGUGACAAUCUGAAUUAUCGUCAUCGGAUGGCUCAGUAUGCAGGGAGAGCUUCAGUGGAUUUACAUACUCAGGUAGGAAUGUAUUCCUCUCUUCCUGUGUGAACACACCCAUGACUGUG